Molecule: messenger RNA, 1770 nt
Organism: Dioscorea cayenensis subsp. rotundata (Guinea yam)
Lineage: Eukaryota; Viridiplantae; Streptophyta; Magnoliopsida; Dioscoreales; Dioscoreaceae
Product: notchless protein homolog
Exons: 13
Coding region: 95-1552 (485 amino acids)
Biological process (GO): ribosomal large subunit assembly
Cellular component (GO): nucleolus
Molecular function (GO): protein binding
Source: RefSeq, a predicted model, not a curated record
UUUUUGGCGCAUUGGUAUCUUGGUUUCUCGGGUUUAAGCUCUGAAACCCUAGAAACCAAAACCUCGUCGUUCUUGCGAGCUGAGCUGGUGUUCGAUGGCGGACGUGAAGAUGAUGGAGGCGGGGGAGAUGCAGGGGAGCGAGACGAGUAGCGGUAACAACGUUAUGUGUCUACUCACCGAUCCCGAAGGGGAGCCCCUUGGAUCUUCGCUUUAUCUCCCUCAAAACGUUGGCCCUCCCCAGCUACAAGAAAUCGUCAACAAGCUACUCAGCAAUGAGGAAAGGCUGCCAUAUGCAUUUUAUAUUUCGGACCAGGAGCUUGUUGGACAGUUGGGGGCUUACUUGCAAAAGAACAAAGUUUCGGUGGAGAAGGUAUUGCGCAUAGUCUACCAACCUCAAGCAAUUUUCCGUAUCCGUCCUGUCAAUCGGUGCUCUGCCACCAUUGCUGGCCACACGGAAGCUGUACUUUCUGUUGUCUUUAGUCCUGAUGGCAGAAGCUUAGCAAGUGGUUCGGGUGAUACUACUGUUCGAUUGUGGGACCUCAAUACACAGACACCACUCUUCACAUGUUCUGGACAUAAAAACUGGGUGCUCUCUAUUGCAUGGUCUCCAGAUGGUAAAUAUCUCAUUAGUGGAAGCAAGGCUGGAGAACUUAUAAUUUGGGACCCACAAACUGGCAGACAGUUUGGCAGUCCACUUACAGGCCACAAAAAGUGGAUUACUGGUAUUUCGUGGGAACCUGCACACUUGCAGGCUCCAUGUCGCCGUUUUGUUAGUUCCAGUAAGGAUGGAGACGCACGUGUUUGGGAUGUUUCUUUGAGGAAGUGCGUUAUGUCUCUUACUGGACAUACCCUUGCGGUGACAUGUGUGAAAUGGGGUGGUGAUGGAAUGAUAUACACGAGCUCACAGGAUUGUACAAUCAAGGUAUGGGAAACAACUCAGGGAAAGUUGAUCCGUGAAUUAAAGGGGCAUGGACAUUGGGUUAACUCUCUUGCUUUGAGCACUGAAUAUACUCUUCGAACUGGUCCUUUUGAUCACACUGGAAAGACAUAUUCAUCCCCAGAGGAAAUGAAAGCGGCAGCUCUAGAAAGAUACGAUAAAAUGAAAGGAAAUGCUCCAGAAAGGCUGGUUUCAGGUUCUGAUGAUUUUACAAUGAUUCUGUGGGAACCUUCUGUAAGCAAGCAUCCAAAAGCCCGUUUAACUGGUCAUCAACAGCUUGUGAACCAUGUAUAUUUUUCUCCCGAUGGCCAAUGGUUGGCAAGCGCCUCAUUUGACAAAUCUGUCAAAUUGUGGAAUGGUAUUACAGGAAAAUUUGUUGCGUCCUUUAGGGGCCACGUUGGGCCUGUUUACCAAAUCAGCUGGUCUGCUGAUAGUAGGCUUCUUUUAAGUGGAAGCAAGGAUUCAACAUUAAAGGUUUGGGAUAUUCGAACGCACAGGCUAAAACAAGAUCUACCCGGCCAUGCAGAUGAGGUUUUCGCUGUAGAUUGGAGCCCGGAUGGUGAAAAGGUUGCUUCUGGUGGGAAGGAUAGAGUACUUAAAUUAUGGAUGAAUUAGUCUGGCACCGUUUUGCAGGCAGGUGUCUCAUUUUUGUAGUUAAAGUGGUAUUUUUUUUUUUUCAUUUAAAGUUGAAAACCAAAACAAAGAUUCAUACUAUAUUUUCCAACAUGUGAGAUGAGGUACCGACAGUUUGUGUGAACUGUAGCCUUGUAAUGUAUUUAUACUGAUUUUAAGAUAUACGUAAUUCUUGAAAGUAUCAAUAUAAUUGCAACAAA